AUCUGGGAGAGAGCUUGGGGCUCAUCAAGGAUAUUUUAUAUAAUAGCUCAUCAUAGCAUGCUAUUAGAUCACUGAACUAAGUCUGGAGGAUGGCUUCAAUAUUUUUUAAAGAUACUCCAGCUAAUGAGAAUGUAUCCAGUACAAGGAUUUGGUCAACAGCAGGCACAGCAGCAGCUUCAUUCUGGUGUGGGACUUCCUCCUGCAAAUUUGGUUCUGGAUCAGCCAACAUUACUCACCCCACAGCAGCCAAGCCAGCUCUUCCCUCCUUUGAGCCAAAUACCACUGUCACAAAUAUUUUCAAUGGGAACAGACAUGCAGCUGAUAAAUCCAGCUACAGGACUAGUACCUAGCAUCCAGAUACUCCCAAUGACCAACGCACAGCAGGUGUCUCCACAACAAAUGCUCCCUGUCAUUGUGGCACAAAUCGGAGCCCCGGGUGCCUUCCUAAGCUCAGAGGAAUUGCCAAUGGCCUCACAGAUCUUCACAGGACUUCUCAUCCAACCUUUUGGUACUGGAGCCGUACUCCCAACUGGCCAGGAAAGGAUAGAUGCGAAUACCCAAGAUGCAGCUCUUCCUGCAGGACAAACAGGAGGAAACCCUGCCAUCUGGGGAACCCCCGAAGGCCAGCUCCCAACUCCCAGUGGUCCAGAUGAUGUAUUCGAAGCUACCAACCCAGUGGGAAUUCAAAGAAUUGAGGGAAGCACCACUGAAGCACCAAACGGAACUGAUUAAGAGGCUAAUUUUUAAAAUCCUCUAACCUGCCACUCAAGUCUGGUGAUACAAUUGGAUAUGUUUCAUUGUUGAUAUACUGGAAUGGAUUCAGUCCUACGGAAGAUGGGCCCAGGAAGCUACAACUUCCAUCCCCCAACUCAAAAAUCUUGGGAGACUAUACUACACCCAGGAAAGAUAAACCUCUGGACAAGAAGGAAUGUUAACCAUGACAGAAUGGAAUAAAACCUUCUUUGAGAAAUCACAACUUACCACUGUGUUAUGGGCCAACUUCUGACUAAGUAGAUAUAUAUGUAAUAAACAUUUCAAUAGUAAACUUGCAA
Antechinus flavipes (yellow-footed antechinus) is the source of this 1052-nucleotide messenger RNA. It is a transcript of the gene AMTN, whose product is annotated as amelotin. The transcript has 9 exons. Gene Ontology annotation, biological process: odontogenesis of dentin-containing tooth; positive regulation of enamel mineralization. The record is from RefSeq and is a predicted model, not a curated record. Gene Ontology annotation, cellular component: cell-cell junction; basement membrane. The coding region runs from base 124 to 732 and encodes 202 amino acids. Lineage: Eukaryota; Metazoa; Chordata; Mammalia; Dasyuromorphia; Dasyuridae.